Penicillium argentinense is the source of this 2130-nucleotide messenger RNA. RefSeq lists its product as uncharacterized. Lineage: Eukaryota; Fungi; Ascomycota; Eurotiomycetes; Eurotiales; Aspergillaceae. The record is from RefSeq and is a predicted model, not a curated record. Gene Ontology annotation, biological process: mRNA processing. Bases 1 to 2130 code for a protein of 709 amino acids. Gene Ontology annotation, cellular component: spliceosomal complex. Gene Ontology annotation, molecular function: mRNA binding. The transcript is spliced from 4 exons.
AUGUAUCCGCCGUACAGACCGCGUAUGGGCGCUCCGGGUGUUACUGGGCCCCCAGGCAUGCAACAAAUGCCGGGUGCGCCCCCCGCCUUCCCUGGCUUUCCCCCGGCCAACCUCCCUACCGAUAUCAACUUCUCUGCCCCGGUGAUCCGACUGGGCACCUCAGGCCCUUCGCACACAACCCCUACUGGCGCAGACACUCCCCGCGACCGUGAUCCCAGACGGCGCCAGGGUCUCGGCUACUCGAGCCAGGACAAAGACCGCCACCACCGCCACGGUUAUGGCCAUGGCCGCGAUGCUCUCCAACUGCCCACCAAGGAUCAGAGCGUGCGCACUCUUGUGAUUUCCGGUAUCACGGAAGGUGUAGGCGGCCACGACGGCAUGGAGCGAAUGCUCCAAUCUGCGGGUACUCUACGUCGCUGGAUUCCUGGAACCAAGGGCGAUGGCACGUCUGCCGAUUUCUGUUUCGCUGAAUUCGAACCGGAUAGCCUGGAGGUCGCAGUUGAGGUUCUUAAGGACAUUGAAGUGCCAAUGAAGCGCCAGCCGGGCAACAGCGAUGGUCACCAGGAGGAGAAAGAAGUUGAAAAGCGCAAACUUUCCGUAUCUGUUCAUGACGGUACUCUGAGCUUCUUGGAAAAUUAUGUCUCCACCCGACAGGAGCACGACCCGGCAGAGCUCCAGGCUCGCUUUGAUGCUGCGCGUAAUACCCUCAACAGCGUGCUCUCCGACCUGUUCCAGCCGGCUAAACCCACUCGAAACGAGGAGGACAUGGCUAUCGAUGCCGACGGAGACAGUAAGAUGGCGGUGGGCGAAGUCAUCACACUCACCAACAAUGAAGACGACUUGAGUGAUCUUCCUGACGAAGUGCGUGAAGGCGUCUCCGAGGAAAUCUCGGGGUUCCGCGAGCGCAGCCUCCUCCGCGAUGUUCGACGUCAAGAGCGUGAGGAUGAGAUUGAGGCCCGUCAGCGCGCUCAGCACGGCCGUGUGAGUGCUGCUUCUCCUCCAGCCUCGGCCCCGAGCGGCCCUGCGGGUGGCUCGAACGGAGUUCCCCUUGGAUCGCGCUCCCGCGCUGUUCCAAACGCCCCUGCCGGCCCCAAGGGUUUCGGCGUUCAGAUUCCCAAGGAGUACCAGAAGGGUGUGUCUUUUUUCAACUCUGUCAGACCUGCUUACCUUCUCAGAGACGACGAUGAGUCCGAGGCGAGUGAUGGAGAGCUUGAGCGCCGCCGUCAAGCCAAGCGCAGGCCGAACCUGGACAAAAAGGCCAACGACCUGGAACGCCGCGUGAUCCAGCGUGAGAUGUCCCGAGCAGCAGGCCCGGCACGCGAGCGAGGCCCUGACGAAGAGGAUGACAAGAGACUCCAAGCUGUCCGUGAGGCGGAUUUGAAGCAUUCUCAGGAGUUCAAAAGCGCGAUCGAAUCGCGUCGCAACACCUGUCUAUUCUACACUAACACGGAUAAAUGGCGCCGGCAGGUCAUGGCAGGGCGCACAGAGGAGCGUGCACAAGACAAAAUCAAUGCUGCUAAAUACAAGGCGCUGCUGGAGAAAGAAGCUCGCGCGAAGGCGGGAGAGUCCGGCCAGGCCCAGAACCAGGAGGUUCGCAACUCUGCAUCCCGUGAGGAACCUCGCUUCAAGCUUUCACUUGGGGCCGCCGCCGAGAAGGCACGCACGAACCGUCGUCGUACAGCUGCCGAGGUGGAAGGCUUGUUGGGAGACGAGGAGGAACCGGCUGAUACCACUCGCCGUCCUCUAAUCCCCAUCAAUUUCGACUCUGCUGCCGAAGGCGCCGACCUGUCCCAGGAGGAACAGAACCAAGUCAUGAAGCAGCUGGCUGCUGAUAUCCCGCAGGAUAAGGACGGCCUUUGGAAUUAUGACGUCCCAUGGGAGUUCGUGGACAGCGCCAUCAUGACCGAGCGCAUCAUGCCAAUGAUCGAGGAGAGAAUCGCUGAAUGUGUGGGGGUUCCGGAUUCGAUGCUGGUUGAUCUGGUUGUGACGCACUUGCGCGAGCGUAAUUCUCCACGGAAGCUUGUGGAUGAGAUCAGAGAUGCCAUGGACGAUGCCGAGGACGUGGUUCGCAAGAUUUGGCGCCGUGUUAUCUUCUACGCGGAAUGCGAGAAGCGUGGGCUGUCUCUGUAG